AUGUUGGCGGGUGGAGCAGACGUCCAGCAGACAGAGAGCCAGCUGGAGCUGCUGCGGGUGUCGGUACAUGAGCGGAUCAUUGCUGCUGCUGAAGACUUUCUGCUGCAGGUGGAAAAAGGAGAAGAACCGUCAGAAAUCCCGCUGAGAGCGCUGCUCACCGAGCGGCUAACGGCGGCUGCGGAGGAGAUCGUCGGUCUGUUGGAGGAAACCGUGGCGGAGUACGAAGACAGAGUGGAGAGAUCAGAGCGGGAGAUCUGCCGCCAGAGGAGGCUGCUCGAUGCUGUGCUGAAGCCCGAAGUCAAGCUGCUCAGAGCCGAUGUCCAGCAGCUGUUGGAGAGUAAAGAAGAGAAAAAGAAGACCUCCAGUCUGGACCAGCAGGACCCAGAUCCUCCACACAUUAAAGAGGAACAGGAGGAAGUCUGGACCAGUCAGGAGGGAGAUCAGCUUCAAGGACUGGAGGAGGUUGAUAUCACCAAGUUCAUAUUCACUCCUGUUCCUGUGAAGAGUGAAGAUGAUGAAGAGAAACCUCAGUCCUCACAUCUUCAUCAAAGACUAACUGAGGAGAUAAAAACAGAAGCUGAUGGAGAGGACUGUGGAGGAUCAGAACCAGACAGGAACUCACAUCCAGAUACACAUUUACUACCUGAUCCUGAUGACAAGACUCCAGACAUGUCUGUAGCUGAGAUUGAAGUUAGUUGUGAUGACUGGGAGGAGACCAGAUCUCAGUCAGGUUUAAACUCUCUGGAAAAGAAACAAGUCCCUGUCAGCAGUAUGAAGUUUAAUUCUCCUGACAAACCAUUCAGCUGUACUCAGUGUGGUAACAGAUUUGCUGACCGUCAUGAGCUCAAGAACCACACGUGUACUGGUGAAUCACAACUUCAUCAAAGCCACACUGAGCCUCCAGCCUGCAGGUCAGCUGAUGGAGAGGACUGUGGAGGAUCAGAACCAGACAGGAACUCACAUCUAGAUACUGAUGAUGACACUUCAGACUCUUCUGAACCUGAUGAUCGGAUGGAGACCAGUGGACACAAUCUAAAGACACACAUGAAGACUCACGCAGGAGAGAAACCGUUCAGCUGCUCAUUUUGUGAUAAAGGCUUUACACAGAAGGGAUACCUGGCCAAUCACAUGUCCGUCCACACAGAGGAGAAACGUUUCCUGUACUGUGUUUGUGGUAAAAGGUUUGCUUGGCGUUACAACCUCAAGAACCACAAGUGUGCUGGUGAGUCCUCCGAGCUCCAUCCCAGUCAGACCUCGAAGAACAGAGAGGCAGAGCCGCCGGCCAGCUGCUCAAAAAGCUCAAACACUAAUAAACUUCAGAUUGAAGUCAUUGCUGAUGUUUCCAAGGAGACCAAGAAACGUCAGUCAGACUGUCCACGGGGUAAUCACAUCCUGGAAAGUGAAAGUGCAGGAAAUGCUGUAGAGAGACCGUUCAGCUGUCCUGAGUGUGAGAAAAGAUUUCGCCGCAAGAAAAAUCUGCAGGAGCACAUGAGAAUCCAUACAGGAGAAAAACCUUAUGGUUGUUCAGUUUGUAUGAAAUACUUUUCAUGCAGCGGAUCACUAAGAAAACACCUGAGGAUCCACACCGGAGAGAAACCCUUCAUCUGCUCCGUGUGUGGGAACCGCUUCACUGAAAACUUCACCUUUGCCUUCUCCCUGACACAUUUAGUUCACCUCCCUGAGAUUGGACUGACUUCCUGUUAUGACCUGUAA
Scomber japonicus (chub mackerel) is the source of this 1713-nucleotide messenger RNA. RefSeq names its product gastrula zinc finger protein XlCGF57.1-like. Bases 1 to 1713 code for a protein of 570 amino acids. The transcript has 6 exons. NCBI's taxonomy places the organism in Eukaryota, Metazoa, Chordata, Actinopteri, Scombriformes, Scombridae. The record is from RefSeq and is a predicted model, not a curated record. Gene Ontology annotation, biological process: regulation of transcription by RNA polymerase II. Gene Ontology annotation, molecular function: RNA polymerase II cis-regulatory region sequence-specific DNA binding; DNA-binding transcription factor activity.